CCCGCGAGGGACGGACAGGAAGAGGGCCAGGGGGGGACGCCAGAACCCAGGACCGCAGCACGGAAACGGCCCGGGCUGGCCUGCCAGCAGAUCCGGCGAUGGAGGGAGCCGGAGAAGAGGAGUGAGAGGCCGGGGAGGCAGGCCCUGCUGACCUGGAGGCGGGCAGCCUGCUGGCAGUGAAGGACCAGGCCACCCAGGAAAGAAAGGGAUCAGGAGGUCGAGCUGAGACGUUUCAAGCUCAGACUCGUUGCGCUGAAGCCAGGCUCUGGCUAGUUCAGGGCUCGGGCCUGUUUCGGGUUUUCGACCAGGAAACAAAAUCAAUCCUCUAGUGGGAAGAGUGAAUGAGUCAGAGCCCGAGUCAGGACAGGGCAGAAACCCCCAAGCCAAGUUAGGGGUAGGAGCAAAGCCCUUUAGAGCAGCUCCCGCAGUAAGACGGGCAGGGGGCUUCAGAGCCUCCCACAGUGGAGUGGGAUUGGCGAGCUAGACGCUUGUAGAUCGAAGGUUGGAUUGGGGAGGGGUCUCUGGGACGUUGGCUUGCUGAGCAAGGAUUGGGGGGAUUCAAGUGCUUAGAGAUCGAAUUCAGGCCUUGGGCAGGGGGAGUCAGACAAUUGGAAAGCCUAGGUGGUUAUUUGGGGAGGGGUCUUUGCGUUUUGCGGAGUGCAGGGCUGCGCCUUUUGGUACUGCGGCCUGGGAUCUUGUCAAGAGAGGCAUCUGUUCAAGGGAGGGCCAGCUAGGCCAGACCAAGCGAAAGAAAGUGAAUAAACUGGACUCCAAGUGGGUCGGGGGGACCCUGAGCGGGGGGUCACAAAGGGUGAGACAUGGCCACCAGGCGUUUAACCGACGCUUUCUUGUUGUUGCGGAAUAAUUCCAUCCAAAACCGGCAGCUGUUAGCCGAGCAAGUGAGUAGUCACACCACCUCCAGCCCUCUGCAUUCACGUAGCAUUGCUGCGGAGCUGGACGAGCUUGCCGAUGACCGUAUGGCACUGGUGUCAGGCAUUAGCUUAGAUCCAGAAGCAGCCAUUGGCGUAACAAAACGAUCACCUCCGAAAUGGGUGGAGGGAGUAGAUGAAAUACAAUAUGAUGUUGGCCGAAUUAAACAGAAGAUGAAAGAAUUAGCCAUCCUUCAUGACAAGCAUUUAAACAGACCCACCCUGGACGACAGCAGCGAGGAGGAGCAUGCCAUUGAAAUAACCACCCAGGAGACCACACAGCUCUUCCACAGGUGUCAGCGUGCAGUGCAGGCCCUGCCCAGCAGAGCCCGAAGGGCCUGCUCAGAUCAGGAGGAGCGAUUGCUGCGGAAUGUCGUGGCCUCCCUGGCACAGACCCUGCAGGAGCUGUCCACCAGCUUCCGGCAUGCACAGUCCGGCUACCUCAAACGCAUGAAGAAUCGAGAGGAAAGAUCCCAGCAUUUUUUUGACACAUCAGUACCACUAAUGGAUGAUGGAGACGGUAAUGCUCUGUAUGAUCGGGGUUUCACGGAGGACCAGCUCGUGUUGGUGGAGCAGAAUACACUGAUGGUGGAGGAGCGGGAGCGGGAGAUCCGCCAGAUUGUGCAGUCUAUUUCUGACCUGAAUGAAAUCUUUAGGGACUUAGGAGCCAUGAUUGUAGAGCAGGGUACGGUCCUUGAUAGGAUUGACUAUAACGUUGAACAGUCCUGUAUCAAAACCGAAGAUGGCUUGAAACAGCUUCACAAGGCAGAACAGUACCAAAAGAAGAAUCGGAAGAUGCUUGUGAUUUUAAUAUUGUUUGUCAUCGUCGUUGUCCUCAUUGUUGUCCUCGUUGGUGUGAAGGCUCGCUAGUGGCCUUGGGCUCGCUGUGCGCCACCUCAUGGAUUCCCCGUGUGGGGCUCAGCCUGCACCCCCAGCCGCGCGCCGAGGUGCGGCCAGCGGGCAGCGAGGCUUUCGGUAGAUUCUUCCUCGCUGUCGUGCUCAAGUGAGGGGAAGGGGGCCUUUGUUUUUGUUUUCCAUCAUUGUCGAGUCUUUAAGGACCUUUGAUACUGUUGCAGAAUAGAGAUUGGUUCUGUGAUCAACUGUAAUAUAUAUAUUUUUUAGAAAGUGAAGAUGAGUUGAAAGUUUACAGGCACUGCGAAGCUGUUCGGUGUUAAAUGUGUGUAUGCUAUUUUUUUAGCAUUUAUGUCUGAGCAGCAUGUUAAAAUAAUUUUUGGAAAAAAUUUUAAACCAUUUGGUUUUUAAGAAAUUUGGUACCAAAAAUUUAUGAGUAGAGGCAAAAAUGCCUCUUCAUUUUUCUCUAUAUAUUUUCCAGUUGAAAACAAACUAAGAAGUCCUUUCAGAAUUUAUAAUCCGUUCCCCAUUAACUUAAUUUAGCUUUUCCAUCACUGUUAAUGAUCAGAGUAACAAAGUGUGAAAAAUAAGAAACCAUCAUUGAUGUUAAUUAACACAUAUAGAUGGGCCAGUUAAAACAGCUUCAUGAGUUUAAAUUAAUUGUAAAUAGAGUAUUCCUCAUUUAAAAUUUUUGCACUGCAUUUCUACUGUAUACCAAAAGGGGUUACCAAGAAAAACCAUCUAAAUUUAAAAGUUGGUGAUUUGCACCAACCUCACAUUAAAGGGAAGCUUGACGGUGUCACAAAAGUCACCAGAUUGAGCAAGUGUGUCUCUGGGUGUCCCCAGCCACCCCUACUCAAUCCACUGCUUAUAUACUAACUACAUAAUGACCUGUUCAAACCAGACUCCAUUUAAUGAACUGUGAAUUUACACAGAGGCCAUUUUAAAUGGGUCACCCCAUUUAGGAUUAGUGGAUCUCAAAUUAUUAACCAAACAUCACUCCAUUUCAGAGUAAAAUAUUCCACCAGUGACUUGAUUUAUUGGCUCUCCCAUUGCCCUUAACAGUGCCCAGAAAGUAGGCACACUCCUGAGGGUGGUGACAGUCCCGGCUAGAAAAUCCUGCACUUACGUGAGCGUGGAUCAGAUUGCCAAAGCCGGACUUUGUCGUUUACCUAUCUAUUAUCACUAUUAUGGUGCUUGAGUUUAUUCUUGGAACUGUAAUGUGGGAAGUGAUGAUAGCUUUGAAAACUGAAGUUGUUCAUGUUUCAUUUGCCCUGUUUGAAUUGAUACCAGUACAAUUUUGGUGGCUUUUGUGUAAUUUUUGAUGGCUUUUUCAUUGUUUCUCCUUCUCUUAAAAAAUUUAAGAAGAGCAUGACCCCAUUAAGUGUGUAACAUUUUAUUUAGGCCAGUCAUAUAUAAACGGCCUCUUCAAGAAUUGCUUUUGAAGUGGCUUCCAGAAACUUCCACUCAAGUCACCUAAACAGACUAUGUCUUACCCCCAACCCCUGCCCAGGCUUCCCACCUUGUGUCCACCUCCGGGCAGCCUCCUGUUUUCUCGCUGCUGCAGGCUGAGGAACACUGAGAAUCCAGAGGUGUGCCCGGCAUUCCUUGGUGGACACUGGUUAGGAAACCAUAGCUGAGGAGUCAUGUCCUCCCUCAUCACCUCUGAAGGACGGGACCCACAGAGUCCCAGCUGGUUUUAACCCUGUGGUGCAGUCAUUUAGACCAGCCGCUCCUUGGAGUGGGACUGUUUUAGGGAACUUGCCUGAAAAACAAUUCAUGGAGAUCAUGCUGGAUAAUUGUUAAAAGCUUUUGAAAAUGCUGAGUCUUACCAACCCUCGAAGGAAAUUAACCCUUUAAGAAAGGACCACCAUUUAUUUAUAUUUAUUUCCCCAAAUAGGGUAAUUUGGGUUGCUUCCCCCCACAACCCAUUCAGGUAACAAUGGAUCUGAUUAGAAAUUGUUUGGGGACUCUUGUGUGCGGGUGGGGGUACUGUCCUCUUCAGUCUGAAGCUCAUACAGUGCUGGCCAAGCCCCAGCUGUCUGCUACAGUGACCGGUGCCGCGGGAUGGGAGAUGGAAAGGCCAGCCUGGAGCUGGCCCCAGAGCCCAUGCCUGACUUGUUGGGGUCCUUAAAUCACUGUAUUUUUCUCUUGAGCCUGUAUUUCGGGGAAGAUCAGUAGCAUUUGAGAAAGUAAAGGAAAAUUGAUAAUCAUGUCCUGGUACCUCAGGGUAAUUCUUUCCCUCUGAAAGAGAUGGAUUCCUUGGCCUGCCCAUGGUCAUGCCCUUUAGUCCCUGCUGGGCUGUGGAGGUGACAAUCAUCCAGGCCAGACUACCCACUGGCCUGGGAAGCACCCUCCAGAAGGAGGCCUUGCCCGGGAGGGCUUGCUCGGGGCACCUGGGCCUAGCCCCAGAGCCCCUGCCCCUUUCCCAGUGUCCUGGCUGGCUCCUGUGAGUGCAGCGGGGAAGAAAAGCAGAAAUGUUAAUGUCAGUUUUGCAAAGCUCCUGAUCUUUCCCCAGAUUGUAACUGAAAACUGCUGUCUGUCAUUUUGUUCUGGGGUGGGGGGUUGCUGGCUAGGCCAUGUUGUGUGAAGCCGUGUGUGUCUCUAAUUUAACGGAUUUACCGCUUUCUCUGCUAAUUGAGAGAGCAUUAUUUAUUUGUUUUGACACAAGUGCUUGCAGUGUUUUAUCCCAGCUAAUGGCUUCUUAAAGGUAAUAAAACCCUUCAACCUAAUUGGUCAGAUAAGACUUUUUUUCUUGUAUGCUUAAAUAAAGCAAUUAGUGAAGCGCUUCUACCCAAAAUGACUUUUUUUUGUCCUUUUUAAAAAAUUAAUUUACUGUUACUGGAAACUUUUGUACAAUAAAGCAAUCAAGCAGAUUAAAGAACA
This is a messenger RNA of Chinchilla lanigera (long-tailed chinchilla), 4667 nucleotides long. RefSeq names its product syntaxin 16 (gene Stx16). Gene Ontology annotation, biological process: intracellular protein transport; vesicle-mediated transport; vesicle fusion. The transcript has 9 exons. Lineage: Eukaryota; Metazoa; Chordata; Mammalia; Rodentia; Chinchillidae. Gene Ontology annotation, cellular component: SNARE complex; membrane; endomembrane system. The record is from RefSeq and is a predicted model, not a curated record. Gene Ontology annotation, molecular function: SNARE binding; SNAP receptor activity. Bases 819 to 1799 code for a protein of 326 amino acids.